AAUUUCAUAACAUACUCAAGUAUGAGCGAUCAGACCGCAAGCGAUGUUGUUAUUGCCGUACUGUACCGGCACUCCAGAAAUCAAAAGAGAGGAAAAAAGCCCUUGUUCGACUGUCCACACACCUUUUCCUUCCAAUCACCCCUAGCGCCUGGAUAUCAUACCCUACUUCCCUAGAUUCUCCCGCCUACUUCGAGCACUCGUACUCUACCGUGCCCACACCCUCCCCCCCCCAAAAAAAAAAAAAUUCUCUGCUGCAUUUUUGUACUUAAGUCCCCUGCCACCCGUUCAUUUGACCUCCUCGCCUUCUCCUCUCUUCUCCACACUCCAGUCACUUCUCACACUCGCUUCGUGAUUAUUCAAAUUCUGUUGAUUUUCACAUUAAUCUUCUAAUCACCACCACCACACUCCUUCAGUCUAUCUACCAAACAACAGUUUUUUCUUUCAACAAACACCUCAAUCAAAAUGAAGUUCUCUGCUAUCAUCCUCUCUCUUGGCUUCGCCGCUCUCGUUGCUGCUCAAGCUCGCAAUUCUACUGCUCAAUCUGCUCCCACUCCCACUCAGACCACCAGCUUUUCCCCUCAGAUUGCCGCGUGCCUCGGCGCGUGCAAAGAGGACGAUGUGACUUGCCGUGCUAAAUGUUUGGGUAGUGCUGCUCCCAACGAGGCUGCUGUCAAUGCCACCAACACUUGUAUUGACAAGUGUCCCAAGGGAGAUGGAAGCGAAGCGGCCAACGAUCAAUACUCCAAGUGUGUAACUGGCUGCAUCAACACAAUCUACCUUUCCACUGCCACUCCUGCCCCAACUGGAGGCAGCGGGUCUGGGUCUGGGUCUGGGUCUGGGUCUGGAUCAGGUGGAAAUUCUGCGAACCCUACAUCUGAUGGUGGCCCCAGUGGCACCUCCUCCGGUUCUAGCUCUACUUCCUCACCCAAUGCCGGCUCCUCGGUCAAGGUCGUUGGUUCUUUCCUCACCAUCUUCGGAAUAGCCGCUGGCGUCCUUGCUUUGUAAACAAACUGUCCCUAAUGUCGAUGCAUUCCUGUUAUCGAUGUCUUGAUCUCACCAUUGGACGAUAGAGAGGGUUCGUGUUGUGCGGUUAGGUUCGGGUUCUUUGGGCUGAAUAGGUGGAUUGAUGCGUCUCAGGUUGUACGUUACCUGUAUGCGCAUUGAGACAGUUGAAGAGAAAUACUGGUGAUGCUUUACUUUAUUAAUUACUUGGGUCGGUUUAAUGUGGUGUAUCUGUGGUUUCCUCCCGGUUCGUUGUAUGAUCUUUUUUUUUUGUCGAUAUUUGGGGUAUUUUUUGCAAUACGCUACCCCUGGUGUUUACUUUUCUUUUUUUUUUUCUCGAAUAAAAAAAAAAAAGGAUAUAAUACCCGCCA
Molecule: messenger RNA, 1373 nt
Organism: Tuber melanosporum (Perigord truffle)
Lineage: Eukaryota; Fungi; Ascomycota; Pezizomycetes; Pezizales; Tuberaceae
Exons: 4
Coding region: 463-1005 (180 amino acids)
Source: RefSeq, a predicted model, not a curated record